Molecule: messenger RNA, 4268 nt
Organism: Uloborus diversus
Lineage: Eukaryota; Metazoa; Arthropoda; Arachnida; Araneae; Uloboridae
Gene: Nt5a
Product: 5'-nucleotidase domain-containing protein 1-like
Exons: 2
Coding region: 294-1694 (466 amino acids)
Molecular function (GO): 5'-nucleotidase activity
Source: RefSeq, a predicted model, not a curated record
GCAACCAUGGGAGCAUCACUGUUGAGUUAUUCAAUUAAGUGGAGUAGUAUUGACAUGCACAGCAAAGAAGCAAGCUUUACUGUGGAGAAGAAACUUUCGCUCUAAAACUCUUUCAUUCUCUUACGCUCACGAGUCUAAUGAAAUGCAAUGUUUUAAAAGUAUUUACUGCUACUGCUUGCUUAAAAUGAUGAAUACGCAAAUCGCGAAGAUGAAAUAAGUUUUCGAUGUUGAACAUAAUGAGGAAUUUAAAAUAUCUCUAGUUGAAUAUUCAAAUAAAACUUCAGAUAUGCUCUAUGGCUCUUUUUAAAUCUUUCAGACUGACUGUUCAGCUUUGGACAAAAGUUUCUCAAAGGUCUAAUUCAACAAAACUAACAUAUGCUCAAAGGAUGUGUCCACAAGAAUUUUGCCUGGAAAACUAUGACUGCAUAGGUUUUGAUUUAGAUCAUACUUUGUGCAGGUAUAAUUUAAAACCUCUAAUCAAUUUAAUUUAUGAAACUCUAUCUUCAUAUUUGGUUGAAAAAUAUGAGUAUCCCAAGAGCCUUGCUCAUGCCACUGAUAAAGAAAUGUCAUUUGCUCAGAAAGGGAUAAUCCUUGAUAAACGUAAAGGAAAUUUUUUAAAAUUGGACAAUAAUUAUAAAAUUGUGAAAGCAAGUCACGGAACUCAAAUGCUCUCCACUGAAGAAAUCUGUAGCAUAUAUGGGCCUAAAAGAAUAUGGGAGGAUUCCAAAGGCAUACCACAUCGGAUGGUUGCCAAUACUGCAUUGGAUGAGCCUUUUUAUGUGUUCAAGGAUUACUUUGUUACUGCUGGAGCAAUAGUCUGUGCAAAAAUAGUUGAUAUUUUGGAUGAACAACAUGGGAAACCUUUGGAUGAAUACUCUUUCUGGGAUCACUAUCUGGAUGGUUUAUUUUAUAUGUAUGAAAGAAAUAAUUUCAAGAACAACAGCGGCAAGUUUUUUCCUGAUCUGAAGCACAAUCCAGAUAGAUACUUACAGCAUUGCAGUGAUGAUUUGAAGGCCUGGCUUAAGAAUGUAUGUAAGGAUAAAGUAUCAUUUCUUCUCACCAGCUCCAAUUAUGAUUCGGCUUCCUUUCUUGCGGAGUACGCUCUCGGAGAAGAUUGGAAAAAUUAUUUCGACAUUAUUGUGACAUUUGCACGUAAACCUGGAUUUUUUUGGAAAGACAAGCCAUUUUGCAUUAUUGAAGAGAAUGCAGAGGUCAGUGGAAUAAAACCUGAAGAUAUGAAGAGCCAUUUAAUUUACUCUCAAGGUAACUGGAAAGAUCUCCAGAAGGCUUGCAGUUUGAAGAGUAAAUCACAGAAUCCUAAAGUUUUAUAUUUUGGUGAUUCGUUGAUAGAAGAUGUUUAUGCAGCUUCAGAAAUAGCUCAGUGUGAUACCAUUGCCAUUGUAGAGGAAAUGCUGGCAGAGGGAAUGGACAGCACUCCCGAGACCCAUGUCGAGUCGGAAACUCUGCUCUCGAAUUGCUGGGGUUCUUUUUUUGGAAACGGCAGACAUAUGGGUGAUUCGAAUCAAACUUUUAGUUUGUGGGCUCAAAUGCUUUCCCAGCACAGUAAACUUACUGUACCUAACUUAGACUGUUUUAUGAGGCUUCCACUUCAAGAGAAAAUUCCUUGCUUUGGAAAUGAGUCUUCCACAGCUGGCUUUUUUCCUGGUGUUCCAAAAGUUCUAGCUUCUAAUUAAUCCAGUUAUAUUUUAAAGAUUCUCCCCUUUUUACUGUCGUUUUUUGCAAUAUGAAUACCCAAUUAAAAUAUUUUAACAUUUUAGUCACAUUAUUGCUGUCGGCCUUAUGUAGUUUUAAUUUUGCUGUAAUUGUGUAAUUUAUCUUGCAUUUAAAAAUUGGUACUUCUUAAACGUAAUUGAAGGAAAUAAUAUCAAUGUUGGACUGUUAUGUUUUUCAACAAAAAAACUUAAUUAUCUAUUAUACUUGUGAAAAAAAAAUUUUCCCUUCAAAGCAUAGUAUAAAUUAAAAAAUAACUAUAGUUUAAAGCUACCGUAAUUUCCUUUUGUGAUUGUUUUCUCAAUUUUUAUUAAACAUAUGUUUGAAAGAUUUAUUAUUUGCUAUGAUAGACAUGCAUGGUAGUAAUAUGUUAGAACUCACAUAAAAUAUUUUUUUUAAACCUAAUGUAAAAGUAGAUUGAUUUAAUUUUAAUCAUUGAAUUUAGUCAUGUUUUUCUAUUAGAAAUUUUGUUUUCUUUUCCAUUCUUGAAGGUUUUCAAAAUGAAUGCUGAUUGAGACUUUUUUCAUUAAUGAAUCACUGUGCUGUUUUGAAAAGAGACAAAAGUCCAAAAGCAGAAAUUUUAUAAAAAGUUUCAAUUUAUUUCUAAAUAAUUGAGUUUUAAAUCAGUAUUAAAUAGGAGUCAAAACAUUUGUUGCAUGCUAAAAGUAUUAAAAAAAAUCAUCUUUCAUUUUAUGGCUCAUAAGAUACUUUAUUACUCUAAAAUCUGUCUGUGUUUCAUAAGCCAUGUGUAGAAUUUCAUCCAGCAGAAUAGCAGAGAAUUUUUGGGAAUUUUUAUUGAGGGAAGGGGUCAUUUACAUGCAUGUGGGUUUAUAUUUAAGGUAAUUUGUAGUCUAAACAAAUGACACCCCCCGCCCCACCCCGCUGCUUUAUUCAUCGUGUUAUCCACAGAAAUUUCGAAGGUCAUCAACUUGAUUUUUAACCAAUUGUCAUUCACAUAUUGUCGUCUCAGAGCAGCAGUAAGACAACUGAUCCCAGGAAUAACACUAAGAUAUCCUACUAUUGCUCUGAGGCGACGAUAUGCUGUAGUUUUACAUGUACGUUUCAUUGAAAACUUGAACAAUUGUCAACAGAUAAUCCUCUUACCACAUACAGAAAAUUAAUUCAUUUGUGUAGGUGGUUUAGUUGUAUUUUAAAUAUAGUUAAACUCCCGAUUGUCUGCAAAAUAGGGUGGCACGGUAACUGUGGAUAGUUUGAAUAAUAGAUAAGAAGCAAUACUAGUGUAUAUAAUAGCUAAAAAAUAUGAAUAGAACUCACACAUUCAUUUGAAUUAUAGCUAAAAACAAUAACAUUAAAUGUAAAAAAUAGAUGAAAAAGCUCAAAAUGAAUACUAACACAAUCAUAAGCUUAAAAAACAUUUAAUGACGAUAAUAUUAGUAUAUAUCUUAAAUUUUUACAAGAAAAAAAUUCAGUUAGUUGUAAAUCAUCGCAGUUUUUUAAAAAAUGUGAAAAGACCUGUAAAUAAUCCGACCGCCGAUAAUCGAGAGUUUACUGUACCAGUUAGCUGUAAAUGUUUAAAAGAUUUUUUUAAAAAAAGUUUAAACUUUGCCACCUCUAAAAUUUUGCCGCCUUGUGCUUGAGCAACUUGCUUCUUUAAGAGAUUGUAACCCUCUUACUACACCACCGACAAUGUCAAGUUCUGAGACUCAAGCUGAUUUGUUGGAGUUAAUAUAAGUCUUUCUCACACAGGGCAGGCAAAGAACAUAUCAAGGAUUUGUGUGAGAGUUUUACCAGGCAGUGACAAUGAAGGCAUAUUUCUGAGUCCCUAGAAAAUGAAUUAACAGAUAAAUUUGCUAGUUUGUGUUAUGAUUAAAAUUAGUACUUGAAUCCUUUUCUGUUUGAUCAUCCAAGCAUUUUUGGUAAAUUCAAACCUGCUACAUCAGGGAAUCAUACAGACCAGGAUAUAGCAGAUUUUGCAAGGAGUUAUAAAGUAUUAUGUAGAUUUUUCUCUUCCCAUUGUUUCCUUUUUCACAGGAGGAGAGAGAUAUUUUAGACCUCAUUUAAGUCAAUAGCAAAAAAAAAAAGAAAAGAAGGUUGUGUAGAUAAAUAUAUUAGAAGAAAGCAUUAUCUGAAAAUAAUUUGCACAACAUUAAAAUCAAACUAAAUUUAUAGGAUUUAGUGCACAAGUUGAAGUUUUACAGGGGUGCCCACUAGAGAUGUACCGAGUACUCGGUAACUACUCGGUACUCGGCCAAAUUUUGAUCAGGUACUCGGCCAAUGUCAAGUAAUUGUAAAAAAUUGGAUAUUGUUCAAGAAAUUGCAGAUUACAAUUAAUAAAAAAGUACAAACAUAUAAUAUACUGCAAUCAUUUACAAUUGAAAUUUAAAAGACAAAUUCAAAUUUUGAGAACAAUGAAGUUUGUUAUGCUUCAAUGAAGUAAAUCUUAUAUUUUAAUGCCCCAAAGUUAAACUUAUUUAUUAAAAAUGGGGCAAAAAAGGUAAGUACAGAAAAUACCUUUUACUUAAAAAUAAAACAAUGUUAAAAGCCAAAUGUGCAGGAACACUGCAGACACAUGUUUU